AUGCCUCAACAAAAAAAAACCAGAGAAUCCAAGUAUCAAAAUAUUUCAUUCGAAAAAAGAAAAAAAAUUAUAGAUGAUGUUAAUAACAAAGGUAUAUCAAUUCGAAAGGUUGCAGCUAAUUAUCGGUUAGCUCCUUCAACAGUUGAUGAUAUUGUUAAACGUUUUGAUCGAGAAGAUCAAAUUGCUCUUAAAUCACGAGGUGGCGACAAAAGAUCAAUUUUAAAUGAACAGCAUAAAGAAUUUUUAAGAGAUGCAAUCGAAGAAGAACCAUGGCUAGCAAUUUGCGACCUAACCCAAAAAUUAUUAAGUCGAUUUCCAGAUGUAAAAUUAAGUGAUCGUACAGUAUUUAGAUAUGUAAAAGAUCUUGGUUUUACUCUAAAAAGGCUUACUGUAGUACCAGAAGGUCAUAAUACUGAUAAAACAAUCUAUGAAAGAAAACAAUAUGUAAAAAAGAUCUAUGAUGAAAAUAUUAAUAUUUAUAAGGAUAUGAUCUAUAUGGAUGAAACGGGUUUUAACCUGCAUCUUUCAGCAUCAAGAGGUAGAGCAUAUCGUAGACAGCUAGCAAUUCAUGAGGUUGUAAGUAAUAGGGGCAAAAAAAUCUCCAUUAUUGCUGCAAUGAAUGAAGAUGGAGUUUUAUACUAUAAAUCUAUUUUAGGUUCAGCGAAUUCAAAAAUCUUUUCAGAUUUUAUUCGUGAACUUAUUAAUAACAUUUCAAAUUCCAAGUUUUUAGUAAUGGAUAAUAUUAUGUUUCAUAGAUCCAAUAUCGUUAAAGAAGCUGUUAAAAAUACUAAACAUAAGAUUUUAUAUUUACCUUCUUACUCCCCUUUUUUAAAUCCUAUCGAAAAUUGGUUUUCAAAAAUUAAAAAUAGCAUUUCUAGAAAUCGUUUAAGGGAUACAGAAACUAUUUUAAGUAGAUUUGAUGAGGCAGUUAAUACAGUUACUGAUGAAGAUUGUAAAGAGUGGAUAAGGUAUACUUCUUCAUAUUUUCAACGUUGCUUGAAUG
Messenger RNA from Racocetra persica, 1003 nucleotides. NCBI's taxonomy places the organism in Eukaryota, Fungi, Glomeromycota, Glomeromycetes, Diversisporales, Gigasporaceae. The record is from the annotation of a GenBank genome assembly.